CGCCGCCUCGCAACAUUUCCCCCAGAAUUUCCGUCGGAAAGGCUGUCGCUCGGCUUUUUGCUCGGCUCCAUGCUCCUCGCCGCCGCCCACCCAGGAAAACACUCAAAUUAACCCGAACGAUUCCGCCGCCCAUCCCCGGACGGCCGCCCUACCACCGGGGAAAACGUGCCCCACGAGAAAGAGAGAGAGAGGGAGAGAGAGAGAGAGAGAGACGCCCUUUUUCACCGUAUCUGAAGCCCUGGAAGGAAUCCUGUCCCUGAAGAAUCAUCUGGAAAUCUUCCGUUGUAAGCACUUGGAGCAACACACCAUUGUGGAAGUGAAUGGCGAACCACGCGGGCGUUUAGCCAAGAGUGAACUCCGUUGGCGUAGAACAGAGACCCACCCAAAAAGCAGGAAGCAAAUGGGCUGUCUUCCAAGGCGUGAAUGAAAGGCUGAAAAGCAGUCUCAAUCAGAGAACAAAAAUAGGGCGAGAACAGGGCUGCAGCACACCAAACACGAUUACUUUCAUGUGGAAGCAAACUUAGGAACAUCUCACUUGGGCGUCAACAAAUAUCGUGUGAAAGACGAGAGGGAUCCGCAGGAGAAGUUUCAUGCGGGGCCUCACAUCCUUUCGUCAUGUAUGAAGGACCGGCCGCUUGCACCUACCAGAAUCCGCUGGACUUGAAGAGGGGCCUUCUCUCACACAACCUGCAGAAUAAAGCUCAGGGGUUAACGCUUGGAAGUGGAUCAACCAUGAUGACGUCACCGCUGAAUAUCAAAAGCGAGGAGAUGAUGACCCCUGAUUGGUCGACUUGUACUUACAGAUUCCCAGGCCUGAGCUGUGCCGCGGGGGGCAUGGAUCCCUUGAAAGCUGUUACGAGCAUGGGCAUGGGCAUGGGAGGAGGACGAGAAGACACUAAAGUAGGCGGAUAUACCUCUACUCUCUUACCCCAUCUUCGCCCACAUUCAGACGCCCACUCCACCCAUCUCCGGACACACGCCGAAGCCCCUACGAGUGACCAUGUGACUACGACCACCAGCAACAGCAACGUUUCCCUUCCGUCGGCCACCUCCACCCCGGACGGCCGAGACACUCCACACGACCACAAGGUUCCAGAUGGAAGUUUGGUGCGAGAUAAGGGUCUGUCUUCCAUCCUAAAUGGAGGAGUCAAGUCGUGCGUUGGAAUGGGCGUUGGAGGGACAGCGGCGUCCGACACUUCUCUCAGGUCUGCUAACAAGACAGACCCGAGCUAUAAGUCGGCCUGGGGAUCACCGGCGUCACCCGCUUCUCAGUCCCAAGGAUACCCACACAACGGACUGGGCAUGACAAAGUCAACUUUAGAUGCACACAGCCCACAUCUGCGACAGCCAGAUCCAUAUCAGAUGUUUGGUCCAACCAGCAGUAGACUCGCAAGCUCAGGUUCAGGCCAAAUCCAGCUGUGGCAAUUCCUGCUGGAACUUCUGUCCGAUUCCUCCAACGCGAACUGCAUCACGUGGGAGGGAACCAACGGCGAAUUCAAACUAACCGAUCCGGACGAAGUGGCCAGGCGAUGGGGCGAAAGGAAGUCCAAACCAAACAUGAAUUAUGACAAGCUCUCUCGGGCGCUCAGAUAUUACUACGACAAGAACAUCAUGACGAAGGUCCACGGGAAGCGUUACGCCUACAAGUUUGAUUUCCAAGGCCUAGCCGCGGCCACCCAGCCUGCCGGAGCAGACCCCACAUACAAAUACCAGAGUGAUUUGUUCAUGUCGUCAUACCACCCGACCACCAAACUCAACUUCAUGAGCACCCACACUGGAAUCCCAGCCUCCACAGCCAGCAUAUUCCCGUCUCCGACGUCCUACUGGACCAAUCCGAGCGCCAACCUGUACUCCAACAUCGCGGCGGCUUCUGGACACUCGAUGACCCACCACCCAACUCACAUGACGUCACACAUCUCUUCCGCCUAUCCGCACUACGCAUGACAGUCUCUUUUCUCCAACUGGUGCACGCAGCAGUCACGUGACUCCGUCUCACUUCCUGAUUGGUCCUCGAGCUUUCAGCAGGUAACCAGUUUGGAGGAGCAGCAGUAAAAUACAAGAAAACUAUAAAAACGAAAAAGAAGGUGAAGAAACCUUACACAAAUGGAAACUGUGAAUACAUAAGUUUUGAAAAAGACUAAAUUUCAUACCGGUUCGAAGUAACCUUUGAGAGUGGCGAUCCCAAUUAACUUCUAGUCAUUUAUACCAAAAUGUGUACUACGAGUGAACCAAGAGAAAGAUUCAAGUCGGGUCAGUGUAUGUGAUGUGAACCAUAGAAUGUAAUUUGCCAACUUAUUUAUUAAUACAUAUAUAACCAUGAACCCUUCAAACAUGUAUGCUUGUGUCAGUUGCCAAAGGCUGUACUACACCGUUCUCGUGGUCGAAGCCGUCAAAGAUAUAUGUGUGUGUAUAUAUAUAUAACAAUGUGAAUAAGUGACUGAGAAUGAUGACUUAGUUCGUAAAAGUACCGAUGGCAUUGAACUCACUUCGGUCGUCUGUGUGGCAGAUCUUUUUCAAUCUUCCCUCUGGCGACCCAACCCUUUCUUACGCUAGACCUCUCGUAGUUCUGCAUACUUCUUCUCCCCUCACCCCCUUCCUCCACGUCCGUCUGACGCCCCUCCCUCCUCCUCUCCCCUCUCCCUGCAAGAUGCAGACCAUAUGAAUAGUACUGCUCAUAUUUGGAGAACAAAAUGCCAAGGAAAUGGUUAGAGAAAAGCACAAAAAAAUGAAAAGAUGCGAGAGAGAGUGGUUAUGUUUCGUGGGUGAGUGUCCAAUUUUAUGACGUGUUGUGACUUUGUAAAACUCCUGAAUUCCCGAAAGGCGCUCGUAUGGGAAUUAUUAUUUAUUAUUAUAUGCUCUCCCUUUCUUUUUCUUUUUUCUUUUUUUACCAUCCGUAACGCCCUCUUGAUUUUGUGCUGUACAUAAGGAAAAGAAAGAAUGUCUCCCUCUCAUAUUUCUCUGGACAUUUUGGUCGUUUCCGCUCCCCUCUGUCCGGUACAGUAAUGCUCUCUCUCUCUCUCUCUCUCUCUCUCUCUCUCUCUCUCUCUCUCUCUCUCUCUAGUCAGUUGGUGGGACCAAGUAUAAUCCCAUCGAAGUGAUAAUUAUAAGUCAGUGGUUUUUGUGGAGAUGCUGAAUCAGUACCCAUCCCUGGGACCUUACAGUUGUUCUACGGUGGCAUGAAGGUAAGACUCUCUCUCUCUCUCUCUCUCUCUCUCUCUCUCUCUCUCUCUCUCUCUCUCUCUCUCUGGAAAGAAAAAUAAUUUUUUUCUUCCUUGGAGCUCAUUCAUGAGAAAAUUUGAACUGAUAGCAACUCCUUCCUUUCGAGUUUUUCCCCGCAAUGGAAGACCUAGUGCUAUGAACUGAGUCAUGAUUGGAUGAAAAUCUCAUGUGUCUAUCUAUCGUCUGCCUUCGUGCAUUGUAGUCAACUUCCUCACUCAAUCUUCCAAAGAAGCAGGUGUUUACGGGACUCAUUUACAGACAGUUUCCCCAUAUGAGCUGUAAAUAAUUGUAUAUAAAUAAAUGAUAGACAGAAAGAUUAGCUAUAGAUUCUCCCCGACCCUUUUCAAUGUGAUGAUUCAUAUUAAUGGUUCAUAAUAAUGUCGGCGUAUUAUAGAAAGCCUUUUUGUAUUGAAUAUUCUUCUUUUUGUAAUGAAUAUGAACAGGUACUGCUUACAGCCUAACUGUAUGAGUUACAAAACCAAAGACUUUCCUAUUGUGUUAAUUAGUUUAAGGAGAUUUCAGUGUAAUUUAUUGUAGAUACCUUAGAUGUCACUGGUUUCAUUUCUCUUCAUUUAUGCAUUCUCAGAGAUGUAUUUUCCUUAUCAUUAUUUUUGUUCUGAUAAGAGAUGAAUAGUACGGUUUUUAGACUUGCUUAUUCUCUCUCUCUCUCUCUCUCUCUCUCUCUCUCUCUCUCUCUCUCUCUCUCUCUCUCUCUCUCUCUCUCUC
Molecule: messenger RNA, 3945 nt
Organism: Macrobrachium nipponense
Lineage: Eukaryota; Metazoa; Arthropoda; Malacostraca; Decapoda; Palaemonidae
Product: DNA-binding protein D-ETS-3-like
Biological process (GO): regulation of transcription by RNA polymerase II; cell differentiation
Cellular component (GO): nucleus
Molecular function (GO): sequence-specific DNA binding; DNA-binding transcription factor activity, RNA polymerase II-specific
Source: RefSeq, a predicted model, not a curated record